Molecule: messenger RNA, 702 nt
Organism: Bacidia gigantensis
Lineage: Eukaryota; Fungi; Ascomycota; Lecanoromycetes; Lecanorales; Ramalinaceae
Exons: 2
Coding region: 1-702 (233 amino acids)
Source: RefSeq, a predicted model, not a curated record
AUGGAUAGUGUAGAGAAGCGGGCCUCCUUCAGACCGGCCCUGCUCGUUGUGGACGUGCAGGAAGAUUUUUGUCCCCCAGUGGGCAUCAUCCCCAAUCUCCUCUCCGUGCCCGACAACUUACAUCAAGUAGAGUGGAAGUCUUGCACGACUCGGGACUUCCAUCCACAGGACCACAUCUCUUUUGCGACAUCUCAUCCGGCUCCAAAUAACAAGCCCUUCGAGUCAACAGUGAAGAUCUUGAAUCCGUUCGAUCAGUCACAGAAUCAUACCAUUCGCCUUUGGCCUCCACAUUGCGUGCAAGGAACGCCAGGGGUCGAGAUCAUACCUGAGAUCGAUGUCUCGAAGCUGGACGUGAUUGUGGACAAGGGGAAAGACUCGAGGCUCGAGGUCUACUCAGGCUUUGCGGACGUCUUCGGUAGAAAGUCGUCAGAAGCAGCGACUGUGGAUCUGACUAGCCUUCUGCAAGGCCAUCGCAUAACCCACGUAUAUACCGUAGGGCUUGCAGGAGACUUCUGCGUGAAAUGCACUGCCGUCGACGCCAAGAAGGAAGGCUUCGAGGUGUAUGUCGUGGAGGAAGCCGUCAAAAGCAUUGAUUCUGGGCCAUCAGGCUGGGAGGGGGCAAAGGCAUCAAUGACCGAGCUAGGAAUCCACAUCGUGAGCACCAAAGGUGAAGAAGUUGCCCUCCUCAAGCAGCGAGAAUAG